AUGGAGAUGAGACGGGGAACAACUCAGCUUAUUUCCCUGACCGGGGUAGCCAUUUUGGUUUGUGUUUGGUAUCUGCAUAAACGUCAAUUGCCGCGUGGGAGCACGCACAGGGAUCUCCAACCAAAGAUAUCAGCGGAAAAGAAACCGAAAGUUGAAAACCGACCUGCAUUGGACAUUCUUUAUCCGAACUCGGAUAACCCCAGUACUGAGGAUGCAGAAAUUGACAUCGUAGCUGUUCAUGGCCUUGGCUCCAAUGUGGAUUGGUCAUGGACCUGGAAAGAUGAUACACAGCUGGUGAACGGCAAGCCACGCCUCGUGAACUGGUUGAGUGACAGUAACAUGUUACCAAAUAAAGUGCCUAGGGCACGAGUCCUAGCCUACAACUAUGAGUCAAGAUGGCAUCUUAAUGCUGCCACGACCCGGCUCCAGGUCUGCGGUAAACACCUGGCAGACGCAAUUCAUGAGUUCCGUGAAGACUGUAGCGAUAGACCGCUCAUAUUUGUCGGACACAGUCUGGGUGGGAACGUUAUUCAACACGCUCUUCUGUACGCAGAGACUGAACAAAAGUUGAAAUACUUAGUUGAGCUCACAGUUGGCCUUAUAUUCUUGGGCUGUCCCUUUAAAGGCUCAAAGAUACAACAGUUGGCAACUGUAGUCAUCCAGUCUUUGAAGGUGGCCGGCGCUGACGAGGGCAUAAAUGGAUACCUAGGAUAUGGUAGCACCGUUCUGUUAGACAAGGUGGAUAGCUUUCAACGACUCCUGGAAAGAAACUCAAUCCCCUUCUGCGCUUUCAUUGAGCAAAGGAAGACAGAUUAUGGGAACAAGAUUUAUAUCCCAGGACUUAUCAAGGAUUUGGUUGUGAACGAAGAGUCUGCCGGCGCGUUAGGUCCUCACAAAGUUCACUUGAACACGGAUCAUUUCAAAAUCAACAAGUACUCUGGCCCGCAGGACCGUUCAUUCUUGAGUGUAUCAGCGAAGAUCAGCGAAAUGUACAAAGGCUGGAGACCACUGAUUGCAAGCAGAAUGUCUGGAACUCAAUCUGGCGUGCAGAGAAAGCUGAAGUUCAACAAAGACCGGCACGAAGGCAUCGUUAAUUUCUUGGCAAAGUUCGACUUUUCGGCGCGGUAUAGCGAUGUCUUUCUCACCAGACACAAGAAUACCGGCCAGUGGAUCUUGGAGACCGAAAGCUUUCAGCAAUGGCUGUCAACCGCCGGAAAAACACUUUGGUGUCCCGGAAUCCCCGGAGCAGGAAAGACCACCCUUUUCGCGAUUGCAGUCAAUCAUCUCCAAGAAAGAUUCCAUAAAAAGGAAGAUGCAAUUCUUUUUGCCUUUUGUGACUACAAAGACCGAUCGAACCAAACCGCACACAACAUCUUGCUCUCUCUGUGGAGGCAAUUGAUGCAAAAUCGCAUCCUGACCGAGGCUGAAUGUGAACGACUCGAGACUACGUAUGUGAAAAGAGCCGUUCUCCCAACAACUGACACGGUCUUGAACAUGCUAUCAGACGAAUUGAGCAAGUAUUCCCGGAUUUUCAUCUUAUUAGAUGCCUUGGAUGAACUCAAGACCGAAACACGCGAUGAAUUGCUCUAUCUGAUUUCAAACCUACCCAAAAACAAAAACUUGUUGGUUACGUCCCGCGUUCCAAAGGAUAAAACGUCUCCUUUUAGUGAUGUUCCUCAAUUGGAGAUUCGAGCCAAGGAAACGGAUCUCACAGAGUACAUCGACGGUCGACUACAAUCUAGCAGACUCGCCUCGAAGUUGAUGCACAACAACAAGCUCAAACGUGAGAUCAAGGAUACGGUUAUCAAGAAAGCAUGUGGAAUGUUUCUCCUUGUUAAGCUUCAUCUUAAUGCCCUGGCAGAUCAGCAUACCACGAAAGGUAUCCAAGCUAGCCUGAAAAGUUUACCAGAAGGAGAGAAUGCUAUCUCGAAAACAUACGAAGACGCCAUCUCCCGUAUCUAUGAUCAGCCACAGAAAGACCGGGAACUUGGCGAGAUGAUCGUUGUGUGGAUCGCUCAUGCCCAACGACCCUUAAGCCUGAAAGAUUUACAAUAUGCUUUGACUCUACAGGAAGGAGAUGAUGAAAUUGAUCCCCAUGACCUUAUCCCCGGGGAGUUACUGACUUCAACCUGCGCUGGUCUUGUUACCAUUGAGGAUGUGUCAGGAAGAAUCCAGUUUACCCACUCCACCGCGCAGGAAUAUCUCGACUCAAUCAAAUCUGCCAAGUUUCCCAGUGCCGAUGUAUACAUUGCCAAGCGUUGCAUUCAAUACCUUUCAUUGUCUAUGUUCUGCACAGAUACCAAAGGGAUCCACACGACAGCCUUUUCAAACACUGUUGCCAAAUACCCAUUUCUGGAAUACGCGGCACUUCACUGGGGACUACAUGCGAAAAAGGCCGACGGCGACGAGGCCAAAGAUACCGUUAAAAAGGCGGUGAACUCGUUUUUCAACCUCAAGCUGCAGUCUAUCUUUGCGGUGCGCACACUGUUGUGCGGGAUUGCCGGUGUCGACGGAGCUGAGAUGGGAGACAGUCUGGCGAGGAAUGAGCGAUCCAUCAAGCUGAUCAAUAUUGUGGCCUAUUUUGGGAUGGACUUCCUGAUUAAAGACCUAAUAGUCAAAAGACCUGAAGUGAUUGUCGAGUCUUUUGAUGAUUUUGUUGGAAAUGUCUUACACUGGGCAGCCUUCGGCCAACAUGACACGACACUGGAGUUGCUGUUGAACCAACCGUUCAUAUCUCAAAUUUUGAAUCAGAAGGGAUAUUCGUCCUUUACUCCGCUGCACAUAGCUUUGGUUCACAGACGCGACAUCUCGGCUGAAAUCCUGUUGGAUCAUGGGGUCGAUGUCACAGUUAGAGCCCAUUUCGAUCAUACGCCCUUGCUAGUGGCAGCUUUAACUGGUAAUGGAGCGAUGAUACCGAAAAUCCUCUCCAAGGAGAAAGGAAUCGAGACCUUGUUAGUCCAGGCACACGGAGGAACUACACCCUUCCGUGCCGCUGCAGGGUGGGGACACAAGGACGCCAUGGUUGAGCUCUUGCGUGCGCUGGAGAACUAUGAGCUAAGUCCGGAACUUAACGAGCUCAGGGACGACUUUGGAAGAAAUCCACUUCACAUGGCGGCGGAACACGGUUAUUUGAACAUUUGUGAGGUCCUUCUCAAUUCAAAGUAUGGACCUCAACUUGCUACCAGCGAGGAUUACUGGGGUGCCCCUCCAGUGGCCUUGUCCAUUCUUCACGGCCAUGUACAGGUAACAGAAAUGUUUCUUACCUGGGAUGAUGGAGCACUACUGGAAAGCGAAGAUGGAUUUGUUUCAGGGGCAUUGUUAAUGGCGGCUCGAUGGGGACAGCCGUUAGUUGUCGACAUGCUCUUGAACCGCCACCCUAAAAGUUUCUUAAUGGACUUUCAGAAGCUCACAGUGCUCCAUCAUGCUGCUUAUAGCGGCUCUUUGGAAACGGUGAAAAUUAUUCUCGGUCACCCCGAGGGACGAACUGUGCUGGAGGCGCGAGAUAAAGCUGGAAAUACACCGCUCAUCGGAGCGUGCAGCAGAGGACUUGCUGAGAUUGCGGAGUAUCUCAUUGCGAACGGCGCCAUGAUGGACGCCAAGAACGACAAUGCAGAAACAGGUCUUCACCUUGCCUGCGAGGCAAAUGUUCAACAGGUCAUCAAACUUCUGCUCCAGUCUGGCGUUGAUACCAACGCUGAAACAUCAGAUGGACGAACAGCAUUCAGUGUUGCGAUUGAGAAUGAUGCGUUAGAAGCGAUCCAGUUACUCUUGAACGCAGGAGCUUCUGUUCCAGAAGGGGUCACCAUCCCUGAGAUACCCCCUUGGAGGAAGACUUCAAUGGUUAAGGGAUAUGGAAAUCAUCCUGAGACGCCAAGGGACCAAUUUGAAGCCUAUUUCUAUAUCAAAAAGGCCACUUCUGGCAGACUAUCCUCUUCAUUGAUCUCGCAUAUUUUCGAUCUCGCUGAAUACUGGCUAGUGAGCGAAACCGAGCGAGUUGAAUCAAAGUGUGCCGAAAGGCAGCAUGGUGACACGAUGGUCUACUUGCGAAGCGCCCCGGUAUUCGGAAACCUACACCACCCUGUGAGACGAAUCGACUACGAGGUGAUCAGCCACGACCAAGGUUACAGCGGUGAUAGUCACCUGCAUGGACAAUACGAUGGCUCUUAUACAUGGUUUGAUGCGAGCCGUGAAUGCAGCCCAGGCCCGUUCCAAGAAGUAGCCCGCCGAAUCCCUGGACCGGAAGUUUUACGAAAUGUUCACGCAAGAUAUGACUGGCAUAAACAUCGUGUGAUCUGGUGCUCUACUACCGGCGAAAGAUGUUUCCACGUGCGCAGAGAUGAAGAAACACAGGAAGAGAUUGAAGAGCCUGUUUCAACUGUUCGCUACGACCACAGGGUGCCAAAGCCUAUGCCUCUCAAGUGGAUCACCGAGAUCAAUCCCGGAGACCGACUUGUCAUGAACGCUGUAGCUCAGUUUCCGGGGUGGGAGAAUCACGUUCAGAGAGCCAAGGCUGUUAUCUACACAAGCUGCCUCAGGGCCAGUGCGCACAGAUGA
Messenger RNA from Penicillium canescens, 4554 nucleotides. RefSeq lists its product as uncharacterized. The transcript has 6 exons. Gene Ontology annotation, molecular function: protein binding. Lineage: Eukaryota; Fungi; Ascomycota; Eurotiomycetes; Eurotiales; Aspergillaceae. The record is from RefSeq and is a predicted model, not a curated record. Bases 1 to 4554 code for a protein of 1517 amino acids.